UAGUAAAGGGGCUGAGAAGUUUGCCGGACUCUUGAAAUGUUUUAAGAGAGCUCUGUUUUGAUCGGGAUCUAAUCUUGUAGGGCUGAACAGAGUUUUAGGGUUUGAGAUCCAGAAGAUGAAGACGGUUCCUUUAGGAUUAGCUGCGGCUUUGCUUGUUCUUUGCCUUUCUUUUGCUCAGCUACGAGCAUCGGACGAUGAGAUCUUUUACGAGUCCUUCGACGAGAGUUUUGAAGGCCGCUGGAUCGUGUCCGAUAAGGACGAUUAUCAAGGUGUCUGGAAGCAUUCUAAGAGUGAGGGGCAUGCUGAUUACGGACUUCUAGUAAGUGAGAAGGCAAGGAAAUACGCCAUUGUAAAAGAGCUCGAUGGGCCAGUGAGUCUCAAGGACGGAACUGUGGUCCUCCAGUUUGAGACUCGCCUUCAAAAUGGGCUUGAAUGUGGUGGUGCCUAUCUGAAGUACCUACGGCCCCAAGAUGCUGGAUGGAAAGCUAAGGAGUUCGAUAAUGAAUCUCCUUACUCUAUCAUGUUUGGACCUGACAAGUGCGGGGCUACAAACAAGGUGCACUUUAUCUUGAAGCAUAAGAAUCCCAAGACUGGGGAGUACGUUGAGCAUCAUCUAAAGAAUCCUCCUUCCGUUCCAGCUGACAAAUUGUCUCAUGUUUACACUGCCAUUCUUGAAUCUGGCAAUGAUGUGCGCAUUCUCAUUGAUGGGAGUGAGAAGAAGAAGGCCAAUUUCCUUUCUGAGGAUGAUUUUGAGCCUCCACUAAUUCCUGCCAAGACAAUUGCUGAUCCAGACGACAAGAAACCUGAGGAUUGGGACGAGAGAGCGAAAAUUCCCGAUCCCAAUGCAGUGAAGCCAGAUGACUGGGAUGAGGAUGCACCAAUGGAAAUUGUAGAUGAGGAAGCUGAAAAGCCUGAAGGAUGGCUAGAUGAUGAGCCUGAUGAGAUCGAUGAUCCUGAGGCCACCAAGCCAGAAGACUGGGAUGAUGAAGAGGAUGGUGAAUGGGAGGCACCAAAGAUUGACAACCCAAAAUGUGAGACAGCUCCUGGAUGUGGUGAAUGGAAGAAACCAAUGAAGAGGAAUCCCGAAUACAAGGGUAAGUGGCAUGCCCCAGAAAUCGACAAUCCUAACUACAAGGGAAUUUGGAAGCCUAGGCAAAUCCCUAACCCUAGCUACUUCGAAAUUGAAAAACCAGACUUCGAUCCUGUGGCUGCAAUUGGAAUUGAGAUCUGGACCAUGCAAGAUGGUAUCUUGUUUGAUGACAUUUUGAUUGCCAAAGAUGAGAAAAUUGCAACUUCAUACCGUGAUGCCAAAUGGAAGCCAAAGUUUGAAGUUGAGAAAGAGAAACAGAAGGCCGAGGAAGCAGCUGGACCAGAUGGUCUCGCAGAAUACCAGAAGAAAGUAUUCAAUGUCCUCUACAAGAUUGCAGAUAUCUCCUUCCUAAGUCAAUACAAGUCAAAAAUAAUUGAUGUCAUUGAAAAGGGCGAGAAACAACCAAACCUCACCAUUGGCGUCAUAGUCUCAAUAGUGGUGGUUUUCUUCACUAUCUUAUUGAGGCUACUCUUCGGAGGGAAGAAGCAACCGGCAAAGAGAGAGGAGAAGAGUGCAGUAGCUGCAGAGAGUUCCAGCGAUCAAAGUGGCAGCGGAGAGAAGGAAGGAGAAGAGAAGGAAGAUGCGGCUGCUGCUGCCCCCCCUCGUAGAAGGUCUGGUGCUAGGCGAGAUAAUUAGAGGGAAGAAUCAAGUCUUUUGCAAUUUGCGGUUUUGGAAUGCAAAAGUUGAAAGAAACUAGCUGUGAUUGUAUGCCAGAUUCUUCAAAUUUUUUUUCUUUGGAGGUAGUCGUGAAGUAUACUACUUUGAGGUUUAGAUAUUGAGAUGUCUGUGCCGAUUGUGAAACUUGGGGCUGGGAUGGAUGGGAGAAUUUUGAGGAAAAAAUUGCUUUGGAUAACUAUUUUUUAAAUUUUAUUCCUCUUUGCUUUUUUUUUUUUCCUUGAUUUACUUUUACAAAUUAAUUUCUUAUCAA
Messenger RNA from Benincasa hispida (wax gourd), 2018 nucleotides. RefSeq names its product calnexin homolog. Gene Ontology annotation, biological process: ERAD pathway; protein folding. The record is from RefSeq and is a predicted model, not a curated record. Gene Ontology annotation, cellular component: endoplasmic reticulum; endoplasmic reticulum membrane. Gene Ontology annotation, molecular function: calcium ion binding. Lineage: Eukaryota; Viridiplantae; Streptophyta; Magnoliopsida; Cucurbitales; Cucurbitaceae.